Messenger RNA from Tetrahymena thermophila SB210, 1067 nucleotides. Its product is annotated as cyclic nucleotide-binding domain protein. The transcript is spliced from 10 exons. Gene Ontology annotation, biological process: activation of GTPase activity; nucleocytoplasmic transport. Gene Ontology annotation, cellular component: cytosol; perinuclear region of cytoplasm; nucleus. Lineage: Eukaryota; Ciliophora; Oligohymenophorea; Hymenostomatida; Tetrahymenidae. Gene Ontology annotation, molecular function: GTPase activator activity; small GTPase binding. The record is from RefSeq and is a predicted model, not a curated record.
AAUUAAAUUUCCAAAAAUUGUUAUUCAUAUUUUAAAGAAAAAUUAAUAAAUAAAUAAAUAAAUAAAUGAUGUAAGAAAUAAAAUAGUUUAAAGAUCUAUAAAAAUUUUUAAACUCUUCACUUUAAUCGCAUUAGGCUCUUGAUAUUGAUCUGUUAAGCAGAAAUUCUCGUCUUGGUGUAGUUGGUGCAUCAGACUUAGGUUAAGGAUUAGGAAAGUGCACUAUUCUCACAAAUUUGACACUUUCUCUUGAUGGAAAUUAAAUUGGUGAUGAAGGUACAUCAGGCUUAGGAUCUGGUUUAGUAAAGUGCACAAUUCUCUCAAAGUUGAAGCUUGAGCUUAGUUGGUGUUAAAUUCGUGAUAAAGGUGCAUCAGUUUUAGGUUCUAGUUUAGGAAAGUGCUCUAAUCUCUCAAAUUUAACACUUAAUCUCGGGUACAAUUAAAUUGGCGAUGAAGGUGCCUCAUGCUUAGGUUUAGGCUUAGGAAAGUGCACUAAUCUCUCAUAUCUGAUGCUUUAGAUUUAUGGAAAUUAAAUUGGGGAUGAAGGUUCAUCAGGCUUAGGUUCUGGUUUAGGAAAGUGCACUAAUCUCUCAAAAUUCAUACUUUUAAUUUCGUACAAUAAUAUUGGUGACAAAGGAGCAUUAGGCUUAGGUUAAGGUUUAGGAAAGUGCACUAAUCUCUCAAAUUUGACCCUUUAAAUUAGUGAAAAUUAAAUUGGUGAAGAAGGAUUAUUAGGCCUAGGUUCUGGUUUAGGAAAAUGCAUUAAUCUUUCAAUUUCGGCAGUUCAUAUUUGCAACAGCUUAAUUGAUAAAUCAAAAUAAUUGAAGUUAAAGUGCAUAAAAUCAAAAAGAUUAGUUAUCUUAAAAAUAAAUAAUAAUUGAUAUAAAAGUGGUGAAAAAAAAUAAAUAUAUUUGAAUAAUAAAUAUAUUAUAUUUGUUUUAUUUUAUAAUAUUUUGGAAUUGGAUAAUUUAACCUAAAAUAUAGAUAGGUAGGUAGAUAUAUAGAUAGAUAGAUAAAUUUAUUAUUAUUUUUAUAUUUAUAAAUAUCAUAAACAAAAAAAGAAUGAAUUU